Molecule: messenger RNA, 1489 nt
Organism: Microdochium trichocladiopsis
Lineage: Eukaryota; Fungi; Ascomycota; Sordariomycetes; Xylariales; Microdochiaceae
Exons: 3
Coding region: 206-1393 (395 amino acids)
Source: RefSeq, a predicted model, not a curated record
GUUAUGCCCCCUUGUCCUGUCCCUCCUUCCUGCCUGCGUUCUUUGUUUGUCUCGCUCGCGGUUGCUUCGUGGCCUGCGCAACGCAAUCCACUCCUCGCCCAGCAAACCCCCUCCCUCUCUCCCGUCUCGUCGUCACGUCGCUCCUCACGCCUCGACCGUGUCGAUCUCCUGCCCACUCUCAGGCCACUGCGCAUAGCCCUCGACCAUGCUGGCCAAGCAGAGCUCCAUCCGCGUCGCCCUCGCCCUCGUGGCCCUCAUCACCAUACUUGUCUGGUACUCGAGCGGCAGCCUCUCCUCCCCACACCGCGUGUCCUCCUUCGCCGACUACGGCCGCAAGUCUGGCCUGCUCGGCGACAUUGGCAAUGCCACCUGGGGCUUCGAGGAUAUCCUCGUCGUCAGCCUCCCCACACGCACCGACCGCCGUGAUGGCAUGCAGCUCCAGGCCGCCCUGAGCGAGGUCAGGAUCAAGUUUGUGGACGCCAUCAUCGGCAAGACCAUCCCGGACAAUGCCAUCCCCAAGACCACUCAGCACGACCGCAUGGGCGAUGCGUCAAUCGGCUCUUGGCGCGCCCAUAUGAAUGCCAUUCACGAAGUCGUCGCGAGGAAUCUCUCCUCUGCCUUGAUCCUCGAGGACGAUGUCGACUGGGACAUCCGAAUCCGCCAGCAGCUCCAUGACUUUGCCCUCUCGGCCCAGGCCCUUACGCAGCCGCUCACCGGCAGCAGCCACACCUACGCCGACCCCACGUACCCUCACCCUGCCGAGGGCGCACCAGGCGCGGUUCCCGACCUCAUGUUUGGAUCUCUACCGCAGACAAUCCCUCCGAAGAUGUCCCCAUACGGCGACGACUGGGAUCUCCUCUGGCUUGGGCACUGCGGCAUGCGCUUCGUCUCACCAGAGAACCCGGUUGCCCCCAAGGCACGCGUGAUCCACCUCAACGACGAGACCUGCCCGGAAAAGCGCUAUCUGUGGAGCAUUACUGGGCCAUUCAAGCUCGUCGACGACUACCCGCAGCACACCCGCGCCGUGCACCACUCGGAAGAGGGUGUGUGUUCGCUUGGCUAUGCCAUCAGCCAGCGUGGUGCUCGCAAGCUGCUGUACGAGCUCGGCACCAAAGACCUCAGGGACGGCUUCGAUAUCCUGCUGCGGUUCUUCUGCAACGGCGGCGGUGGCCGCAAGCCCCACAUGUGCCUGUCUCUCUCGCCUGGGCUUUUCCAUCACCACCGCGCUGCUGGCCCGCUGGCAGCGCAGAGUGACAUUGGCGACCAUGGUGAUGGAUUCAGAGAUCAGGCGCUCACGGACAUGGUCCGGUGGAGCGUCCGCCUGAAUGCUGAGACGCUGCUGGAUGGUGGCACCGUGUUCCACGACCAGUACCCGAACUCGGAUGAUGCGUGAAGCCUGUGAUACCAUGGCGUCUUGCAGCAUAUCCAGCGACUUUUACACUUUAGCGCCAGCCACAUGCCCAAAGCCAUAUCAAGCGUCCUGUAUCGA